CACUUCAUCACUUGUUCUAUGACAUUCAGUUCAUUCAUUUGCAAAAAAAAGAGAGUUUUAUUUGUAUCUAAAACCUAUGCUCCAUCGUAGAAUGACACGCUCUUUUCAUUAAUCGAUACUAAUUAUAUGAUGUCCGUCGUAAAUUCGAUAGUUAUUUGUUCUCGCUGAGCAUCGUUAUUUCUUUUAAUUGUCCGCCAUCUUGGAUCACGUUAACAACAUGUGUACAACGAACGUAAACUCGUAUAUGUCCGACUACUUUCGCGAACCAAUGGUUAAGUAUGAUGUCGUUCGGCCAUUUUCACGGAACACCGCCGAUCGCGAUGCUGGUUAUAGACGCUUGCAUUACUGUCUAUUCUGGGUCGUAUGAAAUUCCAACCAUCGGAGCGACCUAGAUCGGUCAGGGGCGAUAAUAAUAGACAGGGAUAUAAAUACGCGCAUGAAUAAAUAUUGCUUUCGGCUCUUUUAUCAUCGUCGAAAAAAACGAAAAUAAAAAAAUACGUUUUCAGAAAUCGCAAUAAAAUUUUUUGAGUCGGGGGGUAAAAAGUGGGUCGGUCGGUAAAGGGCAAACAAACUCAAUUUUAAUUUAGGCCUAAUGGUUGGUCGUUUCGGCAGUUGUCUGGCGAUGUCGCUGGAUAAAGACCAGCACAUGUACAUGUUCGAGUUUGGUUCCACGCUGCAGUCAUGUAUGGAGCUGUGUGCUAGGAGGUCAUGGUGUUAAAUGGUCGGUUACCGCCGGCUGAUUCCCGGCUGUGAUCUGUAUACGAAAACAGAUUUGGAAAUCGCAGAUACAGAAACAGAACAGAAGAAUGAUUGCAUUUACAUUAAGAAGCGUGACUUUCAAGAUGGUUUGUCAAAUCUCGCAGGUCGAUGUAACUGUUCAGGUUAUGGAGUUUGCUACAUUGAAGAAGGAAAUGUGACUUGCAAGGGUGAAGAAUGCGCACCGUACAUUAUGAUACAACAUGGCCAACUUCUGGGAAACAUGAACAGGCAUUUGAACAGACGACAACUCAAAUGCAACACAGGGUACGUUGCCAAGGAUGACGUGACUAUUAUGCAAUGCCUCAACGGAGAGUGGGUUCCAGAUGUUGAAUGCCAAGCGGAAAUCGAUAUCAAGAUUCCAGAGGGGAAGGAAGAGAAAAUAUCGUGCACGACGGGAAAGAUCAAAAUCAUUGCUGGUUUCUAUGGACUAGGGCCAUGCAGUCAUCUGUCUGCUUUUCAGAAAAUCCAAACGACCUGCGAAGGACAUAGCAGUUGCACAGUAGUUAGUAGCAAUGAUUUUUUUGGGUCGGAUCCUUGUCAAGGAAUAGCAAAAAUCACAGAAGUGAAAUACAUUUGUGUUUAGGUUUUUGAAAUGCUCUACCCGGUACUGCUGCUGCUCAAAUACGAAAUCGGCAUAUACAUUUAUUACUACAUGUCUAUUAACUGGAAAAAAGACAUAUGCUUGCGUUUGAUGUUUUCAGAAUCAUGAGUUGUUUAUUUGGCUUGAUUGAUAUAUGUUGUCUUCUCAAUUUGUAUGUCACAGUCUUGACAAUAUAUAAUUUUGACAAAAUUUCGUAUGGUUGCAAUGUUAUGGAAUAUGAAAUUCCGUAGUUGUUAUUAUUUUCAUAAGGCGUGUUCGUCUGAAAAUGUUUAUUGUUUGAUACAUGUUGUCUUCUAUGAGCACUGUUUGCAAUAUAAUGUA
Dreissena polymorpha is the source of this 1681-nucleotide messenger RNA. RefSeq lists its product as uncharacterized. The transcript has 6 exons. The record is from RefSeq and is a predicted model, not a curated record. Gene Ontology annotation, molecular function: carbohydrate binding. The coding region runs from base 719 to 1342 and encodes 207 amino acids. NCBI's taxonomy places the organism in Eukaryota, Metazoa, Mollusca, Bivalvia, Myida, Dreissenidae.